UCUUCGCAUUGUGUUCGCCUUCCUUGCGAAUUUUCUACCUUGAUUUUUCUCUUCGAUCCCUGCCUCCUUACUCUCUGUGAUCGUAGCGAUGGCGCCGAAGGCCGAUAAGAAGCCAGCAGAGAAGAAGCCGGCGUCAGAAAAGCCGGCGGAGGAGAAGAAGACGGUGGCCGAGAAGGCUCCUGCAGAGAAGAAGCCAAAGGCCGAGAAGCGCCUCCCUAAAGAAGGCGCUGCCGCCGGCGACAAGAAGAAGAAGAAGAAGAUGAAGAAGAGCAGUGAGACCUAUAAGAUUUACAUUUUCAAGGUUCUGAAGCAGGUCCACCCUGAUAUCGGGAUCUCGAGCAAGGCCAUGGGUAUAAUGAAUUCCUUCAUUAACGACAUCUUCGAGAAGCUUGCUCAGGAAGCCUCCCGUCUUGCUCGAUACAACAAGAAGCCGACGAUUACUUCCCGGGAGAUCCAGACCUCCGUCCGGCUGGUCCUUCCUGGAGAGCUCGCCAAGCACGCCGUCUCUGAAGGGACCAAGGCCGUGACUAAAUUCACGAGUUCUUGAAUGGCGGCGACCGAUUUGGGGAAAUAUUGUAGCUUUUGGGUUGUUAGGUUUAGGUAUUAGUGUUCUUUGAUUUUUCUUUUUUCUUUUUCGUUGUCGAUGGGUUUUGAGGGUAAAUUGGGGGGUAACUCUUGUGUACAUUUGGAAACUGUUUAAUUUGGCUUAAUGAUUAAGAUGCGCUUCCGCUUUCGCUA
Messenger RNA from Nymphaea colorata (pocket water lily), 738 nucleotides. RefSeq names its product histone H2B. Gene Ontology annotation, molecular function: structural constituent of chromatin; protein heterodimerization activity; DNA binding. The record is from RefSeq and is a predicted model, not a curated record. Gene Ontology annotation, biological process: nucleosome assembly. Gene Ontology annotation, cellular component: nucleosome. Lineage: Eukaryota; Viridiplantae; Streptophyta; Magnoliopsida; Nymphaeales; Nymphaeaceae. The transcript has a single exon. Bases 89 to 547 code for a protein of 152 amino acids.